Messenger RNA from Prunus armeniaca (apricot), 228 nucleotides. The record is from the annotation of a GenBank genome assembly. NCBI's taxonomy places the organism in Eukaryota, Viridiplantae, Streptophyta, Magnoliopsida, Rosales, Rosaceae.
AUGGUUGAUGUUCAGUUUAACACACAGAUACAGGUGUUCCGCAACAACAAUGGAGGUGAAUAUGUGACCUCUGAAUUGCGCAAAUACUUGGAUCACCAUGACAUCAUACAUCAAACUACACGUCCUUAUACCCCACAACAUAAUGGCAUAGCCAAAAGGAAAAAUCUGCACCUCCCUGAGGUUGUCUGUGCAUCCGUACUUAAAGCUCAUUUACCAUCAUCAUAUUAG